Molecule: messenger RNA, 1484 nt
Organism: Felis catus (domestic cat)
Lineage: Eukaryota; Metazoa; Chordata; Mammalia; Carnivora; Felidae
Gene: EN2
Product: engrailed homeobox 2
Exons: 2
Coding region: 16-1041 (341 amino acids)
Biological process (GO): multicellular organism development; neuron differentiation; regulation of transcription by RNA polymerase II
Cellular component (GO): nucleus
Molecular function (GO): RNA polymerase II cis-regulatory region sequence-specific DNA binding; DNA-binding transcription factor activity, RNA polymerase II-specific
Source: RefSeq, a predicted model, not a curated record
UUUGUCGUGAACAGCAUGGAGGAGAAUGACCCCAAGCCCAUCGAAGCGGCGGCGGCGGCGGCGGAGGGGCAGCGGCAGCCGGAAUCCAGCCCCGGCGGCGGCUCCGGUGGCGGCGGCGGCGGCGGCGGCAGCCCGGGCGACGCGGACACUGGCCGCCGGCGGGCUCUGAUGCUGCCCGCGGUCCUGCAGGCGCCGGGCAACCACCAGCACCCGCACCGCAUCACCAACUUCUUCAUCGACAACAUCCUGCGGCCCGAGUUCGGCCGCAGAAAGGACGCGGGGACGUGCUGUGCCGGCGCGGGAGGAGGAAGAGGCGGUGGAGCCGGCGGCGAAGGCGGCGCGGGCGGCGCGGAAGGAGGAGGCGGUGGCGCGGGCGGCGCCGAACAGCUCCUGGGGUCGGGCCGGGAGGCCCGGCAGAACGCGCCCGGGGCGCCCGGGGCGGGCGGGCCGCUUCCCGGCGGCGGCGGCGGCGGCGGCGGCGGCGACUCUCCGGGCGACGGGGAAGGCGGCUCCAAGGCGCUCUCGCUGCACGGCGGCGCCAAGAAAGGCGGCGACGCCGGGGGCCCCCUGGACGGGGCGCUCAAGGCCCGCGGCUUGGGCGGCGGCGACCUGUCGGUGAGCUCGGACUCGGACAGCUCGCAGGCCAGCGCCAACCUGGGCGCGCAGCCCAUGCUUUGGCCGGCCUGGGUCUACUGCACGCGCUACUCCGACCGGCCGUCUUCAGGUCCCAGGUCUCGCAAACCAAAGAAGAAGAACCCCAACAAAGAGGACAAGAGGCCGCGCACGGCCUUCACGGCCGAGCAGCUGCAGAGGCUCAAGGCCGAGUUCCAGACCAACAGGUACCUGACGGAGCAGCGACGCCAGAGCCUGGCGCAGGAGCUCAGCCUCAACGAGUCGCAGAUCAAGAUUUGGUUCCAGAACAAACGCGCCAAGAUCAAGAAGGCCACGGGCAACAAGAACACGCUGGCCGUGCACCUCAUGGCACAGGGCCUGUACAACCACUCGACCACGGCCAAGGAGGGCAAGUCGGACAGCGAGUAGGGCGGGCGGGCGCGAGUCCAGUCUCAGUCCACGCUAAACAAUGCAAUAAUUUAAAAUCAUAAAGGGCCAGUGUAUAAAGAUUAUACCAGCAUUAAUAGUGAAAAUAUCGUGUAUUCGCUACGGUUCUGCAAUAUUCUAUGUAUAUAUAAUUUACAGGUGGUGUAAAAUCCAAAAUAUCUGACUAUAAAAUAUUUUUUUGAGUUUUUCUGUGUUUAUGAGAUUAUGCUAAUUUUAUGAUUUUUUUUUUUUUUUGCAAAGGGGGGCUGCUUAGGGUUUCAUCUUUUUUAAUCCCCUAAGCUCCAUGGUGGGACAUCGGACACUUUUAUUUUUUAAUUUCAGAAGAAGAAAAAAAAAAUUAAAACAACUUGCUAAAGUCCAAAGAUUUUUAUUGCUGCAUUUCACACGACUGUGAACCGAAUAAAUAGCUCCUACUUGGUCUAUGA